AUAACUAAUUAAUUAAAGAGAAUAGUAGAAUACAGAAAUACAUUGAAUAAGCUAUUAUUUUUUAUUCUACAUAACUUAUAAGCGAGCAUAUAUUUAUCUAGUAAAUAAAAGGAACAGAUGUCAAAUUAUCCUACUUCUCCUAUUGUAAAUAAAUAUUAGAGCAAUAUUAACUAAGAUGGUUUAUAAAACUCAAGUUACAGCAAAAAAAUCGGUAGUGAUAAUCAUGAGACAUCAGAUUAGAUUUCGUUUUUUGAUCAUUAGUUUUAAAAAUAAGAAACAAUUUACUUUAACAGUAGUAAGAAAGAGCUAAUUAAUUCAUAAUACUAAAAAUAAAAAUUUAUUGAUAAAAGAAUUAGCACUGAAAGUAGCAGCUAGAUUUAAAAAAUGAAUGAGUUAUCUUAAACAACUUUUAAUUCAAUUAACAGAAAAAACUCUUUAAAUGCUGAAAUCAUUAAUAAAUAAAAUAAAACCGAUAGAAGUAUUUCAGUCAAGUAAUUAAAUAUGAAGGAGUAUUUUUCUAAAAUUUUAAAAAAACCAAACACAAGUAUCAAAUCUAAUAAUUAGUCUAAUUUAAGCCCAUACUUUCAAAAUACUGAAUCGAGUGAAAAAACUGAUAGAAAAAUGCUGACAAAUUAUGAAGGAUUUAUUCCUUAGUAGAUGAAGGACAAAAGAAUUUAAAAUAUAAGUAAGAAUAAAUAGGAUAAAAAUCUUUUAUCUGAGUAAAAAAGCUUGCUUAAUCUUGUAGAUAAGAUAAGCAAUUAAAGUAAAGAAAUGCAAUUCAAUGGUAAAGAAGAAUUUUUAACUUCUCGAUCAUACAUACCAUCUUAAAUUCAUAACGAAACUAUGUUUAGAUUAAAUAAAUUAAAUGUACUUCCUAGCAUAUAAACUACGCCAUUAAAUACAAAUAACAUAGAUUUUAGGAAUUACUCUAAUUUAUCAAGCUUAGAAAACCAUAAAGUUAAUCUGAUUGACUAGAAAAUUGGUGAGAAAGAAUACUAUGAUACACCUUUGCUAAGUCCUACUAAGAUAAAUAGUAUUGAGGCUUGCAGGCUAUUUAAAGAUUAAACUUUAUAUUAACAGUUUACAACAAAGGGAGUUGAGUACAACACUGACUUAGAGCACAUUAAAAAAUUAGAAAAAACUAAGAUAGUCAACCUGUUAGAUAUAAAUUAAAUAGAUAUUAGCAAAGAAGAUGCUGCUAAACUUUUAUAAUCUUUUUAAAGUAGUGCAAAUAAAUCUAAUUUGCAUUUACCAUUGCAUAAUAAACACAAAAAUGUCACUUCUAGAAAAGAUGUUGAAGAUUUAGAGCAGUGGUUGAAUUAUAUGACUUUACAAGUGCUAUCAAAUAAAUAAUUAGAUGGGUCAAGUUUAUUCUAAACAUUACAGUAAAUAUUUUGUGCAUGUUUGAAUGAGCUGAUUAGAUAAGUUUCUCUUUAAUGUCUUGAAAGAGGAUCUCUUAUUAGAAGAGUUUGGGAAUCCUAUAUUGGUUUGUUUUCAAAGAUAAUUUAAGUAAAAUCAGAAGAAAGUUCAAAGAUUGAAGGAUAAUCUUUAGCUGAAGCAACAAGACUACACAAAAACUACUAAAAUCAAAUAAAUUAACUAUCACAUUAGCUAAAUGAAACUUAGAAAAAUUAUGAAUAAGCAAAAGAGAAAAACAAAAGAUUAAAGUUUCUAAACUAAUAAUAGAGCGAAAGAGUUAAAUUUUUUGAGGGUUAAAGUGUUUUAAAAAUUAAUGAAAUUAAUGAAUUAAAAUAUAAUAUAUCUGUCUUAUAAAAUGAAAAUCAAAGAAUUUUCAGCUACGUUAAAGAAAUGGGAAUUUUAGAUGAUUCCAAGCUGAGAGGAAAUAAAAUUUAAUAAGAAUUUUUAGAAUCCUUUACUAAAUCUCAACAAAUGAGCUAUUAGAGUGGACUUAUUAAUUAAUUUUCACUUUUUGAGAGAGCUGAUAAAUCACCUAUGAGUAAAUUAGAGUUCAAAAAUAAUAAAAUUAAACGCAGUCUCUCUUUAAACUUUGGAGAUGAUGAAUGGCUCUAAGAAAAUAAACUAAUUAAAGAGAAUGAAAAAAGGGAAUUAUACUACAGAUUGAAAUCAGAUAUAUGUAUUUUAAGUACUAAGAAUGAUAUAAGCAAGUCUGAUGAAAACAAUAAAGGUGUUGACACAUAAGAGUUAAAUGAAUUUGCAUAACAAGAUUUACAAAAACUUGAUAAAUAUGUUAAAAUAUUAAAAAGCCAACUUUAUAAAUCUAAAAAAACAAUAUAAACUCUUCAGCAAUAAUAAUAACAAAAAGAAGAAAAAAUUAAAACUUCAAGUCGCAGCAUACAAAACUCAUCUCAUCAUUCUAAGUAAAAAAGUAAUAUUAGCGAAAGCUAAAGGCAUAUCUCUAAAUAAUCAGUGAAUUUAUAAUUAGUAUGCACUAUGUGUCAGCAAAAAUAGAAUGAAUAGAAUGAUUAUACUCCUAGUCCAAAUCGCCGAAAAGCAAGCAAUUUUAAUUUUAACAAAGAUUCUGAAAUGAAUUUAAUAAAUAAGAAUAGCUUUUUAGAAACAAUUUCACCUUAUUCUGAAAAAAAAGAAAUUUAAAAAAGGAAGGUAAGUAACACUUCUUAGAUUAAUUCUACAAAGAGCAACAACAUGCAAAGUUUAUAACAUAUAUAAGAAGAAGAAAAAGAUUUUUUAAAUGCUAAUUAAGACUAAGAUCGUAGUCUAAAAAGUAAUGUGUCAAGUUAAAAAAUAAAAUCAAUAAUAAUCAUUGAUAAGAGCAGUAAGCAAAUAUCUAAGGCAAAUAUUUAGUCAGCGAAGAGCUAAUAAAGCCUUAUUUUCGAUAAAAAGAUUAAAUAAGCUCAAUCUGUUAUAAGCAAUUAAAUGAUCAAAUCUAAAUCAAAUAUUUAGGAAUAUGAAAAUUUCCUUAAUGAAUUCUACCAAGAAGCUAAUUAGUACCUCAAUUUAGAGAUUAAACAAGAAAAAGAAAGCAUAAAUACAAUAGCUAAAAUUCUUGAUCAGAUUAACUCAUAAAAUUCAGAUACUAAUAUAAAACAGUUUCUAGAGCAUUUUGCUAAAGCUAGAAGUUAUUUAAAUGAAAAGUUAAAAGAGUCUAAAUAAUCUUCAAUAUAAAACAAUAUCUAAGUACCAGUCAUUGAGAUAAAUUAGAUAAAUAACAAUCUAAAAUAAACUCCUAAAAAUAAUAAACAGACAAAGACUUAAAAAAAGAAUCCAAAUAACUUAAACUUAAAUGUAAGUAAAAGUUCACCUCGUAAAUCAAUCCUAUUUACCUAGCCAAAUAAUAUUAGUAGGAGUAAUUAAUCAAAGAAUCAGCCAUUAUAACAAUAAUAGUAAUCGUAGUAAGUUCUAUAGUAAAGCUCUUUUCGAGUGGAAUCCUAAAAACUAAAUAUAGAGUCUGAGGAGAUAAAUAAUAUUUAAAAUGAAAUUAAAAGAGUUCCAUCUAUUAUUGAGGAUGUUGAAAAUGAGACUUUAUAAUUAGAAAUAUAAAAAAUAAAAAAUACUUUAGAAUUUUAUCAUUAAUUAAUUUUAGAUAUUUUAAAUCACAUCAAUAUAGAACCACUGCCUGAAGAGUUAUAAUUAAGGAUUAAAUUAUGGAUGCAGUAAUAUGCAGGUUAAAAUGUUAAUAAUUUUUUAUAAUAAAUAGAGUUUUAACUAAACAACUCAGAUAAAAAUAAAAAGAUGUUAAAUUAAAGUUUAGUUUCUAAAUCUAAUUUUAAUAUUGAUGGUACAAACAAUUAAAAUUCACAUACGAAAAAGGAAAAAAGCUCUUACAACAUCGAGUAGCUAAAAAGUCUUCAUUCAUUUAAUAAAUUUAAUGAAGUCUCAAAUAGCCAAAAUCACAAAAAUAAUCAUCUAAAAAUAAUUAGUGAUAAAGAACUUAAUUUGACAGGCACUGAUGAUUCGUUGUCUUUUUCUAAGCUACCACAAAUAAAUUUUUAAAAUAGCAGUCCUACAAAGCAAGGAAUCAAAACAGUUAGUUCUAUAGAAUCACCUCAUACUAAUCAACACAAAUAAAAACAAAAAUUCUUUAAUUAUGAUGAAAAGAAAUAAAAAAGAGGAUCAGUUUUGUUUUCAUAGAAUUAAUUUGACUAAUAUGAUAAUUUUAAUGAUUAUGAAAGUGGAGGGUAAAAUGUUGUGUUAUAUGCAAAAAAAGGGAAAAAAAAAAGUGAUAAAGGUGCUGUUAGUAUUAAUCAAGAAGCAUCCUAUAAAUUAGUACAGUCAAUUGUAGAUAAAUAAAAAAUUAGCUAAAUUAAGCCCCAUAUGUCAAAGUUUAAUUUGAUUAAAUUUAUAUCUGUAGUUUAUCAAGAAAGAAUAAGAAUAGCUUAAAACUACAACAACAUGAUCUAUACAAUAGCAUACGAUUAUCUUCUUAAUAAAUAUGGACUUAAAAGAGUCGCUGAGAAAAAAUUGUCAUAGUAUCUAGAAACUUGUUACUUUUACUAGGAUAUUCCUAGAGUUAAGCUCUUUGGUAAUUUUAUGCAACUAUAUUCUGAAAAUGAAUGUUUUGAUAAAGAUGAAUUUAAUUUCUAUAUCAGUAUCCUAAAGUUAAUGGAUGAAAAGACCAAUACAGGCUUAGGUUUAGUUUAAACCUUCAAUGAAAGAAUACUAUGCAGCUUUGAAAAGGUUAUAGAAUAUAUGUAACUAAACUUUUCAAAUGAUAGCCAAAAAAAAAAUGAUCAGAUACUUAGAUAGAUUUAAUAGAUAGCAAUAAACGUAGGGAAUCAAUUAUUUGUUGAUAUUGACUAAACAUUUAAAAUUAUCGUGUCUCUUUACUAAAAUAAAAAAGAAGAAAUUGAAAAUAAUGUAAAAAAACUAUUCUAUGCAGCAGAUCUUGACAAGAAUGAUUGCAUUGAACUUAAUGAAUUUAUUACAAUAUACCGUUAUCUAGAGAGUGAAACAUUUAAUAGCAAUGAAGUUCAAAAUUUAUUCAUCAAUUCUGCUGACAUGGUAACAUGUGAAGGGGAAAAAGCUUUUUCUUUAGAUAGAUUUGCAGCAGUUUGCUUAGAUUAUUAGCUGUUUUCUCUUUAAAAGUAGUAACAAUUUUCUUAAGCCUUUAGCCAACUAGAUUAUGUAUAAUCUAUAGAGGAUUUAACAAAGAAUUUCCACAAAAAAUUUAGAGAAAUAAAAGCAAGAUUAUAGUUUGCAAAUCAAUAUACAAGCUAAUUUAUAGCAAUAAUAGAUUCUAUUUGCUAACUUAUUCAACCAUAAAAUAUUUAGGAUAAUGCAAAUAAAGACAUGCUUUGGAUAUCUUAUAGGUUGUUGGAUGAAGAAUCUAAGAGGCUAUAUUUAGAAUAGCUAUCAUUUGAUCUUUUAUCAGCAGAAUUUCAUUAGUUGUAGCAAGUAUAUAGCGAGAUAGAUUAAAAUCUUAUUUGA
Messenger RNA from Tetrahymena thermophila SB210, 5367 nucleotides. RefSeq lists its product as hypothetical. The record is from RefSeq and is a predicted model, not a curated record. NCBI's taxonomy places the organism in Eukaryota, Ciliophora, Oligohymenophorea, Hymenostomatida, Tetrahymenidae. The transcript has 14 exons. Gene Ontology annotation, molecular function: calcium ion binding.